CGCUUUCCUUGUUCGAAUACAAAAUCCCCGCCGCUUCGAUAGUGCAGGGGACUGGCGGGACGCGGGAGAGAAAAAGUAGGAACGGAUGUUAGGUUAGGUUAGAUUAGUGCAGUUGAUAGAUAGGGAUCAAUGGAGAAAUCUCUGAUAUCACUCGGUAAGGGCACAAAUUGUUCUUCAUGGAAUUACUGUGGCCAGAGACUGGCCACUGGAUCGAUCGAUGGAACGCUUUCCAUCUUUGAUUCUCCAGAACCAGAUUCCUCGGCCUUCACCUGCACUUCGAAAUUCAAGGCACAUGAAUCAAGCAUUUUGAAAGUUAUUUGGAUCCCCCCGGAAUAUGGUGAUGCAGUUGCAUGCAUUAGCACAGAUGGAACAUUUUCAUUGUGGGAGGAAGUUGAAGAAGAUGGUCAACCUCUCAAAUGGAAGGUGUGCAAAUGCUUUGAAAGAACUGCAGCUCUAGUGCUGGAUCUCCAAUUUGGAAUUUCCACUUCAAGUUUGAGAAUGGUUGUAGCUUAUUCAGAUGGCCAUGUUAAAGUCUAUGAGCUCCUGGACCCCUUGGAACUGAAGAAGUGGCAACUUCAGGCAGAAUUUCAGAAUGUGAUUGAUUCUGUAUCGGGCUUCCAAAAACCUUCAUGUUUAUCUGCAUCCGUCUCUUGGAGUCCUCAGAGAAGUGAAAGCGUCCAAUCAAGUUUUGUUUUGGGUUUUAAUUCAAAUCUACCACAGUUCAAUUCCUCCAAGGUUUGGGAAUUUGACGCGGCGCAUCAACGGUGGCUGCCUGUUGCGGAGCUGGCUUUGGCUGGUGACAAGGGUGAUCAGGUCUAUGCUGUUGCAUGGGCACCCAAUAUUGGCAGGCCAUAUGAAGUAGUAGCUGUUGCGACAUACAAGGGGAUUGCAAUAUGGCAUCUGGACCUGAGCCCUGACACGGAUGGAAGGCUUUCAGUGGACAAGGUUGCGUUGCUUUCUGGCCAUGAAGGCGAGGUGUGGCAAAUGGAGUGGGACAUGAGUGGAAUGACAUUGGCAACAACUGGAAGUGAUGGGGUAGUUAGGUUGUGGCAGUCUAACUUGAAUGGGGUGUGGCAUGAACAAGCUACCCUUGAAUCCACUUCCUAGGUCCUGCUCCUCUAUCCUCUUUUUGGUGGGCAUUUGUUGUAAUCAUAUUUGGUUUGAAGUACAGAAAUGGAGCUUAGCAAAUGAUGAAUAGACCUAAUUGGAGAAAAA
Messenger RNA from Telopea speciosissima, 1215 nucleotides. Its product is annotated as protein SEH1. Gene Ontology annotation, cellular component: nuclear pore outer ring; Seh1-associated complex. The record is from RefSeq and is a predicted model, not a curated record. Gene Ontology annotation, biological process: cellular response to amino acid starvation; positive regulation of TORC1 signaling. The transcript is spliced from 8 exons. Bases 130 to 1107 code for a protein of 325 amino acids. NCBI's taxonomy places the organism in Eukaryota, Viridiplantae, Streptophyta, Magnoliopsida, Proteales, Proteaceae. Gene Ontology annotation, molecular function: protein binding; structural molecule activity.